This is a messenger RNA of Anopheles cruzii, 569 nucleotides long. RefSeq lists its product as uncharacterized. The transcript is spliced from 2 exons. Bases 6 to 545 code for a protein of 179 amino acids. Gene Ontology annotation, biological process: cilium organization. The record is from RefSeq and is a predicted model, not a curated record. Lineage: Eukaryota; Metazoa; Arthropoda; Insecta; Diptera; Culicidae.
AAAAAAUGAGUUUUGCCGAUCCGUGGGUGAAGCAGGACCGCCAACAUAAUAUUAGUGAUUCGCUGUCCGGCACCACUACCGCAAACGACGAAGCGACAACCUACGCAGCGACGGAGCGACAGACAGAUUCUACGAGUCGCUCAGCAUCACUCGCUUCGCUCGAGUUUGAAGAUAAUUUCGAUCCCAAGCUGAACCCACGUCAACCGCAAGAUAAUCGGCUUCCGGAUUCGGAUAACUAUUUAGCAGUGCUAGAGAAGCGACUGGACCGUCUGAAGCACAGUUCCAGUGUUUUGCAGCAGCUGUCAGAACGUCGUGAGGCGUGCAUGCGGUCAUUGUUAAGCGAUUCUACGACGCUGCGAGGGGAGCUUCUUGAGCUGGAGGAACCCGUAAACAACAGCGAGCUACUAAGAUUCAUACGCCCAGUCCAGGCACUGUCGCAGGCAGAAAUCGUACGACUCGUGCAUCACGAUCAGUUGCAGAAGGAAGAACACGAAGAAUCGCGCGAGGGUGAAGAAAGCGGCACCGAAAGUUCCACAUCACGCUAAAGGAAGUUCGAGAAACGCAGCGGA